AUGCCGCUUGACAAGCUCGAUUACGUCUCAUCCGUCUGGAGGGACAACCUCUUUGCCGGCAAGGUCGUCUUCUGCACCGGCGGCAGCGGAUCCAUCUGUAGCGCUCAGGUCCGCGCGCUCGUCCACCUCGGCGCCGACGCCUGCAUCGUCGGGCGGGAUACCGAGAAGGCCCUGUCCGUCGCGAAGGACAUCUCGACGGCCAGGCCGGGGAGCAAGGUGAUUGGGAUUGGUGCCGUUGAUGUCCGGAAGGUUGAGUCUCUACAGGGAGCUGUGGAUAGGUGUGUAGAGGAGCUCGGUGGUAUUGACUUUUUGAUUGCCGGAGCAGCAGGCAACUUCCUCUCCCCCGUUUCCAACCUCAGCCCGAACGCAUUCCGCUCGGUGAUUGAGAUUGACCUCAUCGGCUCGUUCAACGCCACCAAGGUCUGCCUGCCCCAUCUCCUAGAAAGCGCCAAGAAGCACAAUUCCCAGGGCGCGAUCCCCAAAUCUACAGCAGCUGGGCCCGGUGGCCGCAUCAUCUACGUCUCGGCGACCCUCCACUACACGGGGACCCCAUUGCAGACGCACGCUGCCGUCGCAAAGGCCGGGGUAGACACGCUCUCGAACAACAUCGCCAUAGAGUACGGGCCCCUAGGCAUCACCUCCAACAUCAUCUCGCCGGGUCCCAUCGCCGACACGGAGGGCGUGCAGAGGCUGGUGGCCAACUCAGCGUCAGCAGCCAAGACGCAAGCCAAGAUCAUCCCCCUGGGACGAUGGGGACUCGUCAAGGAGAUUGCGGACGCGACCAUCUGGUUGUUCAGCGAUGCGGCGAACUAUGUGACUGGGCAGACGACGGUCGUUGAUGGCGGUGCGUGGCGGACGCAGUCGCCUUCUGGGUCUUCCUUCCAGUAUCCGGAUUUCCUCCUUUCUGGGGAGAAGAUCACGGGGGUUAAAGGGACGAAGAAGGAAUCACUUAGCUCGAAGCUGUAG
Molecule: messenger RNA, 966 nt
Organism: Clonostachys byssicola
Lineage: Eukaryota; Fungi; Ascomycota; Sordariomycetes; Hypocreales; Bionectriaceae
Source: the annotation of a GenBank genome assembly